AUGAUUAAGAUUAAUAGAUUUGAUGAUGAUAAUGAUGAUGAUAGUGAUGAUAAUGAUGAUGAUGAUGAUAGUGAUGAUAAUGAUGAUGAUAAUGAUGAUGAUAGUGAUGAUAAUGAUGAUGAUAAUGCUCGACUGAUUGUUAAAAGAUUGUCAAAUUUGAUAGGCAAAAAUGUAUGCGAGCAAAAUGAUGAUAAUGAUAAUGAUAAUAAUGAUGAUGGUGAUAAUGAUAAUAAUGAUGAUAGCGGUGAUAAGUAA
Brugia malayi is the source of this 255-nucleotide messenger RNA. RefSeq lists its product as uncharacterized. The coding region runs from base 1 to 255 and encodes 84 amino acids. Lineage: Eukaryota; Metazoa; Nematoda; Chromadorea; Rhabditida; Onchocercidae. The record is from RefSeq and is a predicted model, not a curated record. The transcript is spliced from 2 exons.